Messenger RNA from Aspergillus costaricaensis CBS 115574, 910 nucleotides. RefSeq lists its product as uncharacterized. NCBI's taxonomy places the organism in Eukaryota, Fungi, Ascomycota, Eurotiomycetes, Eurotiales, Aspergillaceae. The transcript has a single exon. Bases 66 to 779 code for a protein of 237 amino acids. The record is from RefSeq and is a predicted model, not a curated record.
CUCUCCCUCUCUUCACCACACCACCACACCACCACAACUACACACAACCAUACCAUGCACCCACAAUGACAACCCUCAAUUUGAAUACCCUCUUCACCUCCCUCCCCACCAAAAACUGGACCCUCCUCCGAGUCCUCAAAAGCGCCAACCCGCACGACAUCAACGGCAACCUCCACGGCACCGCAUCCUUCACCUCUCUUCCUGACACCACCGUCACCAGCACACAAGAUCCCCCCUCCCCGCAGCGCCAACUCCUCUACACCGAGACGGGCACUCUGCCGCCACACAUCGGACAUAAUCUCCAAUGGAAGAAGAGUUAUAUCUGGAGGUUGAAAUCAUCCCCAUCUACAGCUACAUCCACACCUACAGUUAAGGAUGAUUUAUCCGUCUGGUUUGUGAAAGUGGGUGAUGAGAAGGUCGCGGAUUAUUUGUUUCAUGGGAUGGAGUUUCUUGAUAAUGAUGAAUCUGGGAGUGGUGGGGAUGAGGAUGGGGAUGGGGAGGAGUUUGUGAGUGCGCCGGUGCCGCCGCCGGCGACUAUACCCGGAGGAGGAAAGGGAGGGGAGCAGACGGUGGUGGUUACGGCGAGGGGGAAUCAUCUUUGUAUUAAUGAUAUGUAUCGGACGGCGUAUGCGUUUCGGGUGGUGAAGACUGAGGAGGAUGAUAGUGAUGGUGGGGAUGGGAUUGGGGAGGUGGUUAGUUGGGCGAGUAGACAUGUGGUCAAGGGGCCGAAGAAGGAUCAGGAUAUUGUGAAUUAUUAUACGGUGAGGGAGGGGGUUUAGAUUAUAGAUUGUGGAUUGGGGAAGUGAGUGAUGAUGUUGUUUGGGUUUCUGCUGGAUCUAAUACAGCUACAGCGUGUAUAUAAAGUCUGGCCGCUUGUCUCCAAGCUUCUCGAUCUCCUGUCUCUCCAGUC